Molecule: messenger RNA, 1746 nt
Organism: Helianthus annuus (common sunflower)
Lineage: Eukaryota; Viridiplantae; Streptophyta; Magnoliopsida; Asterales; Asteraceae
Product: PKS-NRPS hybrid synthetase CHGG_01239-like
Exons: 4
Coding region: 1-1746 (581 amino acids)
Source: RefSeq, a predicted model, not a curated record
AUGACAGCAAGCAAUCCGUCGAUAGUCACAGCAGGUCAGCAACAAGUAGUUCGUGUGUGGAGUCUGGAGUGGACGUCGACAGCAACAAGUCAGCAAAGAAAUCCCUUGUUCGUGUGUUCUGGACGUCGACAACAGCAAUCGUAUCCGGGUUAUGGGGUAUACGGGGAUGAAGGUGGAUACGGAAGUUACAGUGGAUACGGUGGUGAUGGUGGAUACGGGGGUGAAGGUGGUUACAGUGGAUAUGGGGGCUACGGUGGAUACGAUAGAUAUGGGGGUGACGGUGGUUACAGUGGAUACGGGGGUGAAGGUGGUUACAGUGUAUACGAUAGAUCUAGGGAUGAAGUUGGAUACGGUGGAUACGAAGAACAUGGUGGAUAUGGUUAUGAGUCCCGUAACACAUCACUUUAUGAACCAUCUACCCCGGGCAAUCCAUUUCAAGUAAAUGAGAAUUGGGUACAAGAAACGGGAAAGGAUAAUGGUUACGUAAUUGUUACUCGCCGAUCAAAAAAUAUUGGCGGUACUACUGGGAUGGUAUGGCUUGUGUGCGACCGUAGUGGUGAACACCGUAGUAAAGCAACAGUUAGGAAAGCUGGUAGCAAAAAAAUCGGCUGCCCAUUUUCAUUACUCGCCAUCCGGGACGUGAUGAACGACACGUGGGAGUUAAAAGUGGACUGUGCGAACCAUAACCACGAACCUACGACGAGUCUGUUGGGCCACGCUUUUGUGCGAAGAUUUACUAAAGCCGAAUACAAGCUAGUGGAGCAGCUAACUGCUCAAAACAUGGAGCCACGUAUCAUAUUUCAAACCCUAAGAAAGCAGUUCCCCGACAGCCUGCACGUUCAGAAAGACGUGCAAAAUGCGGUACAAAAAAUUAGAGCGACAAUAAUGGACGGAAAGAAUCCUAUUCAGGCACUGGAAAGCCUGCUGCAUGACCGCCGAUUCAUUUACGACACCCGACAAGAUCCCAAAACAGAUGUCGUAACAGAGAUUUUCUUUGUUCAUCCUUAUUCAAUCACUAUGUGGCGUGCAUUCCCGCACGUGAUGUUGAUCGACGCGACCUACAAAACAAACCUCUACAACAUGCCAUUUGUCCAGGUUGUGGGUAUGACGUCGACUGGGAAGUCUUUUUGUAUCGCACAUGCCGUUAUUUGUAAAGAACGAAGGGGUAACUACGUGUGGGUGCUUGAGCGGAUCAAGUCAAUAUUGCAUGAAUGUAUGAUGCCGCGUGUGAUAGUCACGGAUAGGGAGCUUGCCCUAAUAAACGCGUGUUCUAAAGUAUUCCCGAACGCAAAAAGGCUUCUAUGCCACUUUCACAUCCAACAAAAUAUAGCUAGAAAGUGCAAGUCAGGGUUCGAUAAAGAAGAUUGGGGGAAAUUUAUGUCGUACUGGCGGACAUUGUGCGAAUCUUCAUCAGAGGCCAUGUACAAGUACAACUUGGAGAAAAUGUAUAACCGACUCGUGGUUGCCAACCGAGAAAGUGUCUAUGAUUACGUCUACGAAAACUGGCUCAAAGACUAUAAAGAAAUGUUCGUCUAUGCGUGGACCGAUAAGUGUCGCAACUUUGGUCAGCGCACCACCAACAGAGUUGAGAGCCAGCACGCAAAUUUAAAAAGAUACAUUACGCGCGGGAGUUCAUUGGAGCGAAUAGCAAGAUGCAUCAUUGAUAUAGUUGAAACUCAGUACGAUGAAAUACAAAAAAGUUUCACUAAGAGCAUCGAAAAAACGAUGAACCACCACAGACACUGA